Messenger RNA from Pistacia vera, 885 nucleotides. RefSeq lists its product as uncharacterized. Gene Ontology annotation, molecular function: zinc ion binding; nucleic acid binding. Bases 1 to 885 code for a protein of 294 amino acids. The record is from RefSeq and is a predicted model, not a curated record. Lineage: Eukaryota; Viridiplantae; Streptophyta; Magnoliopsida; Sapindales; Anacardiaceae. The transcript has a single exon.
AUGACUACCCCAACAGCUUCUCUUCUACCUCCUGUGUUCAACGGUGAACACUACCAUAUUUGGUCAGUUAAAAUGAAGGCUUACCUGAGGGGCCAAGGACUCUGGCAGUAUGUAGAGGAAGAGAGACAACCCCCUCAGUUGGGACCAAAUCCUACCCUCAAUCAAAUCCGAAUGCAUGAAGAGGAAGCAUCAAGAGCUCCAAGAGCCUUGUCCCACAUCCACUCAGCAAUCACAGACCUUGUUUUUACAAGGAUUAUGGCAUGCGAAACUACUAAGGAAUCAUGGGACAAGUUGAGAAAAGAGUUCAUGGGAAGUGACACUAGAAGGAACAUGCAGGUUUUGAAUUUGAGAAGGGAGUUCGAAACUUUAAGGAUGCAAGAGGCUGAGAAGGUGAAAGAAUAUGUUGAUAGGUUAAUGAACAUUGUCAACAAAAUCAAACUACUUGGAGUGCAGAUGCCAGGCAGCAAGAUUGUGGAAAAGGUGAUGGUGAGCCUGCCGGAAAGGUUUGAAGCUAAGAUCUCAUCCUUGGAGGACUCAAAGGACCUGACUCAGAUCACAAUGACUGAGCUGGUCCAUGCUCUACAGGCACAAGAGCAAAGAAGGCUCCUAAGGCUUGAAGAUGCAAAUGAAGGAGCGAUGCUGGCAACCUACAAGGGCAAAUCUAUGCAAGGAAAUUAUAGAAAAGCUACUGGAGAAAAGAGAGGAAAAGAAAGGUCAAACAACCAAUGGAACAAAGCUGGUGGGAUGCGAAAUUUUCCAGCUUGUUCUCAUUGCAAAAAGAAGGGACAUGCAGAGUAUAAAUGCUACUUCAGACCUGGUAUACAGUGUAGGGCUUGUAAACAGUUUGGGCAUAUUGAAAAAGUAUGUAGAAACAAGGGAGAGUAG